AUGACUUCAGGAUUCAUGUUGGAGAAUCAAACCAUAGAAUUCCCGACAACUCCAGAGGAAGAAAGACGGAUUAUUAAAGAGCUUUCGAGAAAAGCCGAUUCCGAAGUCCGGGAAGGCAGUACAUAUUAUGUCCUCUCUACUAAGUGGUAUCUCAACUGGAAGAAGUACACUGAGCAACCUGUCGGGCUUUGGCCUUCUUCCUCUCCGGGCCCAAUUGAUAACUCCGAUAUCAUUGUGUCAGAUCAAAGCAGCAAUGCGGAAGACCCUCAGCUCCGCGGGACAUUGUUAGAAAGGCGCGAUUACGUGUUAUUGUCGGAAGAAGCGUGGGGAAGGCUUUAUUCAUGGUAUGAAGGUGGACCUGUUAUAGCCAGGAAGAUGAUUGCUGUUGGAGACUCGAAGCAGUUGGUUGUUGAGAUGUUUCCUCUGUGUCUCAGGUUGAUUGAUUCCAGGGAUGAUAGUGAAUGUUUGGUAAGGUUGAGCAAGAAGGCUUCUUUAGGUGAACUUUACGAGGUUGUUUGUCGGCUCAAAGGGGUGGAUCCAGGAAAGGCAAGGAUUGUGGACUAUUUCAACAAAUGGAAACAAUCUGUUUUGGUCGCUUUAAAUGGUCGCACUUUAGAGGAUUCUGACCUGAUUAUGAAUCAACAUAUUCUCCUUGAGGUGCAUAAUGAUGAUGAUAGGAGUUGGCCUUACAGUUUUGGCACAGGCUCUAUAGGAAAUACCCUUUCAAGGAUUUUGUUUGGUGGAGAUGUGAAGGAUGAAUAUGAUAGUAUUUUUAGAAGUGUGAGAAAACCAAUUAAAAGAGGUACUGCCGGGCUUCAGAAUUUAGGCAACACUUGCUUUAUGGACAGUGCCCUUCAAUGUCUAGUUCAUACGCCGCCCAUCUCCGACUACUUCCUCAAGGAUUACACCGAUGAGAUCAACCAAGAGAAUCCCUUGGGAACGAAUGGCAAUCUCGCGCUUGCUUUUGGCGAAUUGUUGAGGGAUUUAUGGUCUUGUGAGGAGCCAGCUGUCGCGCCUCGUAUGUUUAAGGGAAUACUUGGUCGUUUUGCUCCGCAGUUCAGUGGUUACAACCAACAUGAUUCUCAGGAGCUUCUUGCCUUUCUCCUCGACGGCCUGCAUGAAGAUUUGAAUCGCAUAAAGCAGAAACCAUACAUUGAGGCCAAGGAUUAUGAUGGCCGUCCUGACGAAGAAGUAGCCGAUGAAUUGUGGAGAUAUCACAAGGCUAGGAAUGACUCCAUUAUUGUGGAUGUCUUCCAGGGCCAAUACAAAUCAACUUUGGUAUGUCCAAUUUGCAACAAAAUAUCAUACACCUUCGACCCUUUCAUGUACUUGUCGUUGCCUCUCCCGUCCACAGCAACACGAGAUAUGACUGUGACAGUUUUUCAUGGCGAUGGAAGUGGCCUCCCAGCACCUUAUACAAUCACUGUUUUGAAACAAGGCUGCUGUAAAGAUCUGAUCCAGGCUUUGGGAACUGCUUGCGAUCUAAGGACUGAUGAAUAUCUUCUUCUAGCAGAGGUGUUCCUCCACAAAAUACAUCGUUACUUUGAGGACCCUGCGGAAGAGCUGGCCACGAUAGUGGAUAGUGAUCGCAUUGUGGCCUACAGGCUUCCCAAACGGGCUUCGGACUUGACAAGACUAGAGAUAACUCACCGACUCCUACAGAAAUCUUAUGCAUUUUACGGUCCCCAUGGAAAGGAUUUGACACCCCUUGUUACUUUCUUGGAAGAUCCAGAAUCCGAUUCAGAUAUUGAUGUAGCUGUUAACAGAGUUCUGGCUCCAUUUCGACGAGAGGGAUUUUCAUGUGCCAUUGAUAAUGGUGUGUUAGGAAUCAAAUCAUCACCUCCAUUUUCCUUAACUAAUGAUAGACAAAUUGCCAGAGACACUGUUGGUCGGUUUGUGGGAAUAUCUUUGGAUUGGAAUGAGAGAGACUGUGAGUUAUAUGAUGCUGACAGCCUCAAGGACCUUCCUGAGGUUCAAAACACAGGACCUGCUUUGAAGAAACCAAAACAGGAGGAAGCCAUUUCUUUGUUUUCUUGUCUUGAUGCCUUCUUAGAAGAAGAACCAUUGGGGCCUGAUGAUAUGUGGUAUUGUCCCAAUUGCAAGGAACACAGACAAGCCACUAAGAAAUUGGACCUCUGGAGGUUACCUGAGGUAUUGGUCUUCCAUUUGAAGAGGUUCUCUUAUAGCCGAUGGCUCAAGAACAAACUCGAGACUUUAGUGGACUUUCCAAUUCGCAAUCUUGAUUUAAGCGAUUAUGUAAAAGGUAGGGAUUCAGGCGAAAGAUCUAACGUCUACGAGUUGUAUGCCGUCAGUAAUCAUUCUGGUAGGCUAGGUGGCGGACACUACACUGCUAACUGCCGGUUGAUUGAAGGCAGGGGAUGGUACGAAUUCAACGAUCAUUUGGUUUCUUCCAUCAAAGAAAAGGAGAUCAAGACAUCGGAAGCUUAUGUCCUGUUCUACCGGAGAAAAACAAGCAAUGCAUCUAAAGGAACAACACAACAGCAUAAGGGUAGGAGGGUGAAGAAAGAUGGAAGGGUGAAGAAGAGGCUGAAGAAAUAUUUGGGUGUAAAGCUAGGCAGCCUUUUUUAG
Oldenlandia corymbosa var. corymbosa is the source of this 2589-nucleotide messenger RNA. Lineage: Eukaryota; Viridiplantae; Streptophyta; Magnoliopsida; Gentianales; Rubiaceae. The record is from the annotation of a GenBank genome assembly.